AUGAGCCACUCUGACAGCACCCCUGUCAGCCCAAUGCACACCACUACCUCAAGAGCCUCAGUCGGCAAUCUCCAAGGCUUUUUGAAGAGCCCAAAAAAACGCAUCUCGAUGGACCUCAGCGCCUGUGUGCCAGACACAGAUGGGGAAGUCAUCGAUUUCAUUGAGCGACGCCGUGUCCUCGCCACCAAGACCUUCGUUGUGAAGCUGUGGCAGCGGGGCAUUUUGACCGGGGACAUUGUGGCUCCUGCCAGGGCUGAGCUGCAGCUCAUAACUCAGGUGCUUCGAGCGGAUGACCCAGAAGAGACCCAAGCAGUGAGCGAUUGUCGCUUCCUCAUUCAGGUGGAGGAGUUGGCCGCAGUCAUCGCAAUGACCGUGACGAGGGAGAGCAAGACCACCGGCCGCUGGCCACCCACCCCCGCAGGACGGUUCAAAGAAUGGGCCAAGUACCUCAUGUCAGUGGAGCGGUGCUGCCACGAGACGGAGCGCCAGGUGCUUUCCUGGAUUGUGCGCUUCAGGCUAUUGCACACAGGCGAGCUUCCUGAAACACCUCGCGACGAUAGCUUCGACCACCGGGUACGGGUUGCAGAGUUCUGGCACGAGUACCACAAGGACCGCACCCGGGCUUGA
Molecule: messenger RNA, 627 nt
Organism: Effrenium voratum
Lineage: Eukaryota; Dinophyceae; Suessiales; Symbiodiniaceae
Source: the annotation of a GenBank genome assembly